Messenger RNA from Paramuricea clavata, 3441 nucleotides. The record is from the annotation of a GenBank genome assembly. Lineage: Eukaryota; Metazoa; Cnidaria; Anthozoa; Malacalcyonacea; Plexauridae.
UUUCAUUCCGAUAAAAGUCGGAGGUAAAACGAUAUCAAAAAUUUGGUGUUUGCUCGAAAGGCAGCAAGUUGCUGGCCAUUCAUGGACGUUUUAUCCUUUUUGGAGACAGAAAGACGAGAUUUUACUAGAGGCGAAGAUAAUUUUAUGAUGUCACUGUACGACAAGAAAAGAUUGAAGCUUGAUUUACCAAGUAAAGUUAAAAAACAAGACAAUAACAAUGCGGUUCUUACUUCACCUGAUUUGAUAAAGUUGAAGCUUGAUUCGCCAGAACUCGAGAGAAUUAUCCUUGCUACUGCUGGCAGUGCUACUCCCACACCGAAACAAUACAGAAGAAUAAAAGGAGCUUCAGAUCUUACUGUUAGAGAACAACAAGAACAAUAUGUACGAGGAUUUGAAGACGCUCUCAAUAAAAUGAGACAGGAAAGCAACACAACACAGCAAAACAACGAAGCCAUUGCUUCGACAUUAAGCACUAUAAUCUCUAACAAUAACAACACUAUCACGAAAACGACUCAUGAUAAUGAAAUUGCCUCAAACCAAGCAGUAAAUGGGGCUUCUUACUCGUAUGUUAAAUGUACUGCCACUGUACCCAACACAUCGUAUCCAAGUACAAAUUUUGUCAACACAAGCAGUGGUUUUCAACUAAAAACCCCGGCCAAACAUGACCUAACCUUACCCGUGAAAAACCCAACGACAAAUCAUAUAAGAACAGCGGAAAAUACUCCAGUUGUUAUGGUUAAACCUGUCCCAAACAACAGUGAAUCAGAUGAUAUCACAGCGGCACAAUUAUUGGUCGAUCCUGUCCAUGGUAGUUGUUCUCAAAAUGUGUCAGAACAAAGUGAAGUCCUGUCUGUUGCUACGACAAGUUAUUCUGCAAUUUCGACAAUACCAAUAGAUUUACAUCAGCAAGAGGAAGUUAAAACUGAACGCAAGAAACAUAGAAAUCGCGUAGCUGCAUCAAAAUGUCGAAAGCGAAAACUAGAGAGAGAAUCAACCUUGCAAGAAACUGUGAAUGAGUUAAAAUUCAGACAUAGUGAACUGAGUAAUCUAGCUUCAAUAUUAAGACAACAAGUUUGUGACUUGAAACUACAAGUAAUGGAUCAUAUGAAAAGUGGUUGCGAGGUAUUCCCAGUGACGGCAACCUAACAAUAUUGUAAGUAAAUGAUAUGUUAGUAUUCUAACAAUAUAUAUUCUCUUAGUGUUAGUAAUAAGUGGUACUUAGCAAUCACUUUAUAUUCUUUUAUCUGAGAUAAAAAGUAAUCAUGCAUAAUUUUAAUUUGUGUAGCUAGAUUUUAUAUAAUGCUUUGGAAAAUAAAGUAUAUAUUGACCAACAGUAUUCUAAUAGCUUAGUAAAGCAGAAUAAAAACUUAAUUUAUAAUACAGUCAAGUCUCAGUUAUGGUACACUCAGAUCUCUCUGCUACAGACAGUUAAUAUGGUCAGUCAGAUCUCUCUGUUACAGACAGUUAUGGUCUUUUAAAAGAUAAUAUUUAUUGGAAAAUAUUCAAAUGUUUUUUAAAAGAAAAUUAUUUAUUGGUACAUAUUUUGAAAACUGCCUUGUAGUACAGAGGGAAUAUUAAAGUGGUAUCUGCCUGAAUAGGUUAAUUCAACUGUAUCUUAUUAUUUCCAUGACAAAAAUUGAUCAUUCAAUUCACUAAAUAAUUAAAUAAUUUCAAAACAUUCCCUGGCAGUACAAAAAAUAGCAAAAUUAAACUUUGUGUUAUUAUAAGUUCGGGCUCAAUUCCAAUCAAUUCCUAAUUAGAGUUUCAAACCAUUUCUAAUUCGAACAAUUGGAUCUUGUGUGAUUGUCUGCAUUUUAGAGGCUGUUUACAUGAUCCCACUUUGCCGAGACAAGAUGUAUGUUUGCCGGGACAAGAUUCUGAUGUAUUGAAAUAAGUCGAUUCAGCCAGACUAAAUUAUUUUUCAAGCAACAGAUUCUAGUAUAAUUUAAAACGAAAGGUUGUUCAAGCAGCAAUUAUAAUAUUCUUGAACUGAGAUGUUUUCAAAUAUAUUAAAUGUUCUCAAAUAAUUGCUUGACAACAAUUGAGCUCUUCUAACUGGCAUUUGAACUUUCGUUAAGCCUAGUAACUUGUUUCAAUACAUCAAAAUCAUCUUACCUUCCAUCUCGUCCCGGCAAGCCGGGAUGUAUUAAAACAGCCCCUUUAUAGUCAAAUGCACAAGAGUAGAUGAAAGUUGCCAAGCAAGAGUUUGGGUUUGUGUCACUUGGAAGCCAGAAAUCUAUUUAAGAUGUGAAGAAUCUCAUUAUUUGCACUGAUUAAAUAUAUGGUUAGGCCUUUGAUCAAAAUAUUGGAAUUCUACAGCCUGCAAGAACCAGGCAUUUAGUUCAACUGUCCUAUGGACAUCCCCUUGAAAUUAGACAGUUGCUUUUUAAUGAGGGCCAUGGACAGCCUGUCAGAAUUUUUUUUUAAACAGCAACUUACAAGCUUUGUGAUAUUUCUUGAAUACCUCAAAUGUUGCCAGCUGCUGUUUAUCGAUUGCAUAUGUUUCCACACUCAGGGUAUUUUUUUCAUUUUUGACACCCGGGCUAAAAGCCUGGCAAGAACCAACAAGUCCCCAGAGAUUACAUAUGCUCAAAACUUGCCCAUGCUAGGACUAUUUAAGUUUAGUGUAAACAAGCAUGUAAUAGCAGAUGUGUGCUAAAACCCAAGCUCAAAAAGCUUGCAUGACUCGCAUUAAAUCAGAAUUUAGCCGGUACAAAGUUGAUGAAAGUUAGUGGCAUACACUUCAGGGUUUCAGUGUACAUUUAAAGCUCUACAAUAUGAGAAUCUUUGAGAACAUUGGUCACUUGAUUAUUGUGUAUGUUAAUUGUGAUAUUUGUCAAGUGGUAAACUAGUCCAAGUGUUUUAAAAAAUGUUUUUUGACUGGUUUACAAAACUAUAAAUUUAGAGUUCCUGUGUACAGUACAUUUCCAGAUUGUAUAUAGUUUAUUAUUGUAAUAACAGCUGCUUAAUUAAGGUUAUGUUGCAAUAAAAUAUAUUAUUCUUUCAUCCUUUGUUUGAACUAGAAUUUCAAAGUAAACUUGCUAACAAUUGUCUGACAGAUUGGUACCAUAGUUAAACGGGGAAGGUACUAUAUAGUUUCCAGGUGCAUCAGUGAUGUGUAAGACGUCACAAUUGAUGUUAAAUCUGAUGCUUUUACCUUAAUUAAAUCCUACAAAUUCUACCCUAAUCUUCCGGGCUGGUUCAGGGGGCAUAGGAACCCUGGGCACAGGAGGGUAUGUGCCCCCCAAAUUGUUUCAAAAGUCCCAAAGUGACCUUUUUUGUGAUGAAAAGUGCCCAUUUUGUACAAGCUAAUGUCGCUGUAAACACUAAAUUGACAUUUGACAUGGAGAGGUUUAAGAUGUAACUUCCACUGGGGUCAUUCCAUUUAAUGUACACCCCCCCCCUAUGGACGAGGUCAAUAAAAUUCGACACAAACACCCC